Molecule: messenger RNA, 12645 nt
Organism: Equus quagga
Lineage: Eukaryota; Metazoa; Chordata; Mammalia; Perissodactyla; Equidae
Gene: ZNF462
Product: zinc finger protein 462
Exons: 13
Coding region: 2433-10121 (2562 amino acids)
Biological process (GO): regulation of gene expression
Cellular component (GO): nucleus
Source: RefSeq, a predicted model, not a curated record
AUCACAGUCUCCUUAUCGGCCAAAUUCCUGUAUUGCUUUUGAGUAAGUCAAAAAUAUAAAGUUCUAUAACCAAGAAAUGUGAUUUUAAAGUUAGUGGUUCAUAAAGUAGAUCAUGCAUUAAGAUUUUAACUCAUCUCUUACUCCUCUUUGUAUCCCUAUGUUCAGUUCUGAGUAUGGCAUACUGUAGAUGCUACACAAAUAUUCAAUGGGUAAAUGAUAUUACACAUGAAUGUUCCAUAUUACAGUAGUUUGAUAGAACUGUAAGUUUAACUUCUACCUAUAGGAGAAAGACUUUAAUUUUAGAACAUUGCUAUUGAUACAUCUUCUUUGGUAUCCAAAGGUAUGUAUAUGAAGAUUUAUACAGAGUAAGUUUAAUAUAAGUUAUUGCAAUUUCUCUUUGAGAGCUGUCCAGAAUCAUGAAAUCAUCCACCUUUGUCUUCUUUCCGUCACUUCUCCUAGGCAUGGACGCCAGUCAACUAGUUACAUAUGUUUAAAUGUGGGUUUAAGAGAAUAUAUUGAUUUUUCUGUAACAGAUCAAAAAGAGGGUGUGCUAGUGACUUUAUUUUCAUGAUAUUUGGAGGGUCCAUAAUUACCCAAUUUGGAGUUUUCAGAAAAACAUUUUAAAGACUGACUACUUUCCAACAAGAGUAAAAGAUCUCAAGAAUUCAAAAUAAAUAACCCAUUGAAAAUCACGAACAAUCUCAAAUAGUAAAAAGACUAUAUUGAGUUGCAUGGAAAGCAGUUUCGCAAAGGUAGGAAAACACCAAGUUCAAGGGGUACGUCACAAUAUGGUCAAAUGUUUAAGGAUGGAAUAAUUAAGACUUCUGAAAAAGCCAUACUCUCUAUUCAUCUAGUCUCUGUUUUGCCAAAAUCAUCAGCUUGAACAGUUUUCCAGCUGGAAUUUAGAAAGUGGGGUUAUAAACUGGGUUUUUUUUUUUUUUUUGGUAUAGUUUUCAGGAAGUAGGAGAAUUGUUCCAUUUUUAUAUGAUAGAAAAUAAAUAUUGAAACAAUGACAUUAGAGCAUCUAUACACUCUUGUUUCAAUUGAAAUUCUAUCUUUUUAAUGUAGCCUCUGGACCAAGUCUUCAUUCUUUCCAUGAUUCCUUCCUGCUGGUGACAGAGACUCCUGUCCCCCCAAAAACUUUUCUUUGAGAGAUGUGGGUGGCCUCCUUUCCUAAACCUUUAGAGACCAAAAUGAUUUAUAGACUAUCCCUCUCCUGCGGGAGUUGGGCAAGUAGUGGAUCAUAUUUGCAUGGGUCACCCUGAUAAUAGGACUCCACUGUUUCUUGAACUAAAAUCUUAAGAUUUAUUGUUCUAUUAAUGCUCAUAAAGUCACUCUUUUGAUGAGCCAUAAUUUCCCUUUAUGAGGAGUCUGUAUGCCAGUCACCCAUGAUAAGGGAGAAGAAAGUCCAGACUUCCAACAUAUUCAUAUUUCCUGGCAGAUUAAUAAAGUCUUGAAAUCCCAUAUGACUCCAGGGGAAAAUGGCAUAGGGUACAGUAACAAAAAGCAAAUUUCACAGCGUCAACAUGUGCCCAUGAGACUUCCCUCACAAUGUUGGCUGUGUACAAAACCUAAGCUUUUCCAUUUUAAUUAAAAAACUUAGAAAUUAACCCUCCUGGUGGAGAAGAUAACCCACCAACUAGGCUUGUAUUAUCUUUGUGAAUAUUCUUAGGGAAUGAAAUAGCAGGAGGUGUGAACUUUCUCCUGCUUAUCUUAAUGGUCCGCUAAUGGCAAAGCAUAAUUAGUUACUUAAGUGCCAAGUUUAUCAAGAUUUUCGCUAAAACCUUCAGCCACAGCGCUUUCCUUGAAUGACCCAGCUUUGAUUUAUCCAAUUGCUUUACUAUCAUUUGAAAGAACACUGCCCCCAAUAAAAACAAGCGAACAAAAAGCCCAGUCCCCCACCAUGUGUAAGUUCUUCCAAUUCCUUUAGCUGCAUAGUUAAGGCACUUGGGACUCCAAAAAGUCGAAAAGAUUGUGUAAGGCAUCAUUAAUUGAAAUUUUAGCCUUCCCACAUUCAAAAAGCACGGCUGUGCAGCAGUUUUGCAGUCAUUCGCUUCACGGCUUUGAGAAGUCAAUAAGCUUCUAAAUCAGAAGAUGGUCUUCUAAAGAGUAUCCCAUAUUUGGGAUGGAAACUUAGCCAUUGUACCUUUCCCCCAGUGCACCCGCAUGAGAAGCCCGAAAGCCACCUAUCUCCCCCAUCGGUCUCUGGAUCUCCUCGCUGCCUUUGUCCCUUCUAGAUGUGGAGGCUUGGAGAGGAGGUUUAGUUUCCAAGGAUUGGAGCGUUUGAAGGGCGGGGCCAUCUCCAAGUCCAUCUCCCCUUUUUGUCCUCUUCUCCUGGGACGGGAGGGAGGAGCCAGGUCCCCCGCAGCCGGUUCGGGAGCUCUCUAGCUCGGUCGCUCGAGGUCCCUAAUGUGAGAGGGUAGACCCAGAUCAUGGAGGUGCUUCAGUGUGAUGGCUGUGACUUCAGAGCCCCAUCUUAUGAAGAUCUCAAGGCGCACAUUCAGGAUGUCCACACGGCAUUUCUGCAGCCAACUGAUGUUGCUGAAGACAAUGCUAAUGAGCCACGAUCGGGGUCCAUGAAUGCCAGUAAUCAGACAGAGGUGGAAUUUUCUUCUAUAAAGGAUGAAUUUGCGAUUGCAGAGGAUUUAUCAGGUCAAAAUGCAGCUGCGUUGGGGACUGGAAGUUACUAUGGCCACAGUCCAGGAUAUUACAGUCAGCAUAUUGCCCCUAAUCCCAAACCAACAAACAAGUUUUUUCAAUGCAAGUUCUGCGUACGCUACUUCAGGUCGAAAAACCUCCUCAUUGAACACACUAGGAAGGUCCACGGAGCUCAAGCCGAAGGGAGUUCGGCAGGACCCCCUGUUCCAGGAUCCUUAAAUUAUAAUAUCAUGAUGCACGAGGGUUUUGGAAAGGUCUUCUCUUGCCAGUUUUGCACAUACAAGUCACCGAGGAGGGCAAGAAUAAUUAAGCAUCAGAAGAUGUAUCACAAGAACAAUUUGAAGGAGACCACUGCUCCCCCCCCUACCCCUGCUCCGCUGCCCGACCCCGUCAUCCCACCCGUGUCCCUGCAGGACCCCUGCAAGGAACUGCCAGCAGAGGUCGUGGAGCGCAGCAUCUUAGAAUCCAUGGUGAAGCCUUUGACCAAGUCUCGAGGCAACUUUUGCUGUGAGUGGUGCAGCUACCAGACCCCCCGCCGAGAACGCUGGUGUGACCACAUGAUGAAGAAACACCGCAGUAUGGUCAAGAUCCUUUCCAGUCUCAGACAGCAACAAGAAGGGACUAAUCUACCUGAUGUGCAGAACAAGAGCGCCCCCAGCCCCACUUCCAACUCCACUUACCUGUCCAUGAAUGCUGCAAGCCGGGAGAUCCCCAACACGAACGUCUCCAACUUCCGGGGCUCCAUCAGUAACUCCAUCAUGAGACCCAAUUCUUCUUCAGCUUCCAAGUUUUCGCCCAUGUCUUACCCUCCGAUGAAGCCGAAGUCACCUCACAAUUCUGGCCUCGUUAACUUGGCAGAGAGAUCCCGUUAUGGAAUGGCUGACAUGACCAAUUCUUCUGCCGACCUGGAAACGAACAGUAUGCUGAAUGACUCUAGUUCUGAUGAAGAGUUAAAUGAAAUAGACAGUGAGAAUGGUUUAAAUGCUAUGGAUCACCAGACAGCAGGCAUGUCUGCAGAGCAGCUGAUGGGCUCAGAUGGCAACAAAUUAUUGGAGACCAAGGGGAUUCCAUUUAGAAGAUUCAUGAAUCGGUUCCAGUGCCCCUUUUGUCCUUUCCUCACCAUGCAUCGGCGUAGCAUCUCCCGUCACAUAGAAAACAUCCACUUAUCUGGAAAGACAGCUGUCUACAAAUGUGACGAAUGUCCGUUUACUUGCAAGAGCUCCUUAAAACUCGGGGCUCACAAACAGUGUCACACGGGUACAACGUCAGAUUGGGAUGCUGUGAAUUCCCAGAGUGAAAGCAUUUCUUCCUCACUGAAUGAAGGUGUAGUGUCUUACGAGAGCUCAAGCAUCAAUGGCAGGAAGUCAGGAGUCUUGCUGGAUCCCUUGCAGCAGCAACAGCCACCGCCACCACCGCCACCACCACCACCGCCGCCUCCGUCCCAGCCGCAGCCACCGCAGCUACAGCCACCACAUCAGGUGCCACCCCAGCCCCAGCCGCCAGCAACACAGCAGCCACAGCCACCCGUGCAAGCCCCGCCCCUGCACCCAUACAAAUGCACCAUGUGUAAUUACUCCACCACGACUUUGAAAGGGCUAAGAGUCCAUCAGCAGCACAAACACUCGUUUUGCGACAACUUGCCAAAAUUCGAGGGGCAGCCCUCAAGCCUACCAUUGGAAAGUGAGACCGACAGCCACCCCUCUUCCAGCAACACUGUGAAGAAAAGUCAGACCUCAAUUCUUGGGUUGUCCUCCAAGAAUAAUUUUGUAGCUAAGGCCUCUAGGAAGCUCGCGAAUGACUUUCCUCUCGACUUAUCGCCCGUGAAGAAGAGAACUAGGAUCGACGAGAUUGCGAGUAACCUGCAAAGCAAAAUUAACCAAACCAAACAGCAGGAAGAUGCGGUGAUCAAUGUCGAGGAUGACGAAGAGGAAGAGGAAGACAAUGAAGUGGAGAUAGAGGUGGAGCUGGACAGGGAGGAAGAGCCGACGGAGCCAGUCAUGGAGGUGCCCACUUCCUUUGCAGCCCAACAGAUUUGGGCACGAGAUGCCAGCGAGUCCCAGAAGGAGCCCAACUUCAGAAGUGUCACCCACGAUUACAACGCCACCAACGGGGCUGAGAUUGAGCUCACCCUUUCUGAAGAUGAAGAGGAUUAUUACGGCUCCACGACCAACAUGAAAGAUCACCAAGUUUCCAGUACCGCUCUCCUGAACACCCAGACUCCUAUUUACGGAACUGAGCACAAUAGUGAAAAUACAGACUUUAGUGACUCUGGAAGGCUAUACUAUUGCAAACACUGUGACUUUAACAACAAAUCGGCCCGGAGUGUCAGCACCCACUACCAACGAAUGCACCCGUACAUUAAAUUCAGCUUUAGGUACAUCUUGGACCCCAACGAUCACAGCGCAGUGUAUAGGUGUCUGGAAUGCUACAUCGAUUACACCAACUUUGAGGAUCUGCAGCAGCAUUACGGGGAACACCACCCAGAAGCCAUGAAUGUACUCAACUUUGACCAUUCGGACCUGAUCUACCGGUGUCGGUUUUGUUCCUACACCAGCCCGAACGUUAGAAGCCUGAUGCCACAUUACCAAAGAAUGCAUCCCACCGUUAAGAUUAACAACGCGAUGAUAUUUUCAAGCUAUGUCGUGGAGCAGCAGGAAGGACUGAAUACGGAAUCCCAGACACUGAGGGAGAUUCUGAAUUCGGCUCCCAAGAACAUGGCGACUUCCACUCCCGUGGCUCGUGGUGGCGGUAUGCCAGCGACGUUUAAUAAAAACACUCCUUCCAAGACCUUUACUCCAGAAUGUGAAAACCAGAAGGACCCCUCGGUUAACACCGUUGUCGUUUAUGACUGUGACGUUUGCUCAUUCGCAAGCCCCAAUAUGCAUUCUGUCCUGGUUCAUUAUCAGAAGAAACACCCAGAAGAAAAGGCUUCCUACUUUAGGAUCCAGAAAACCAUGCGAAUGGUGUCUGUGGACAGGGGCUCUGCCCUUUCUCAGUUAUCAUUUGAGGUGGGUGCUCCAAUGUCUCCCAAAAUGUCCAACAUGGGUUCCCCACCCCCCCCACAACCCCCGCCACCAGACCUCAGUACUGAGCUUUACUACUGCAAACACUGUUCCUACAGCAAUCGGUCAGUUGUGGGAGUGCUUGUCCACUACCAGAAAAGGCACCCAGAAAUAAAGGUCACUGCCAAAUAUAUCAGACAGGCUCCUCCCACAGCUGCAAUGAUGAGAGGGGCCGAGGGGCCCCAAGGCUCCCCCCGGCCACCUGCCCCCAUGCCACAGCUGACCCGCAGCAGCUCCGAGAGAGAUGGCCCUCCUCUGGAGAAUGAGAUGUUUUUUUGCCAGCACUGUGAUUACGGGAACCGAACGGUCAAAGGUGUCCUCAUUCAUUAUCAGAAGAAGCACCGGGACUUCAAAGCCAACGCAGAUGUGAUCCGGCAGCACACGGCCACCAUCCGAAGCCUCUGUGACCGUAACCAGAAGAAGCCUGCCAGUUGCGUGCUUGUCCCCCCCUCUAAUAUGGAGCGGGACAAGACCAAACUCCGAGCGCUCAAGUGUAGGCAGUGUUCGUAUACCUCCCCCUACUUCUAUGCACUGAGGAAGCAUAUCAAGAAAGACCACCCUGCCCUGAAGGCCACGGUCACGUCCAUCAUGCGAUGGGCGUUUCUAGAUGGCUUGAUAGAAGCUGGCUACCACUGCGAGUGGUGCAUCUAUUCCCACGUGGAGCCCAGUGGUUUGCUCCUACAUUACCAAAGGAGGCAUCCAGAACAUUACGUUGACUACACUUACAUGGCCACCAAACUCUGGGCUGGGCCAGACCCCUCCCCUCCCUCUCUCGCCAUGCCAGCUGAAGCCAAAACAUACAGAUGCAGAGACUGUGUUUUUGAAGCCGUCUCCAUCUGGGACAUCACCAAUCACUACCAAGCGUUCCACCCGUGGGCCAUGAAUGGUGAUGAGUCGGUGCUGCUGGAUAUCAUCAAGGAGAAAGAUGCUAUUGAGAAUCCCCUCCCUCUUGCUGAAGAGUUGGUGGGCCCUUUGAAUUGUGAGAACAGUAUGCCCACGCCACUCCCCGAGCAGGAAGCUGAAUGCCCAGAGGAUGCAAGACUUUCCCCAGAGAAAAGCAUCCAGCUAGCUUCCGCCAACCCCGCCAUAUCCUCCACCCCGUACCAGUGCACGGUGUGCCAGUCUGAGUAUAAUAACCUGCAUGGCCUUCUCACCCACUAUGGGAAGAAGCACCCAGGCAUGAAAGUGAAGGCUGCUGACUUCGCCCAGGACAUCGACAUCAACCCAGGCGCCGUCUACAAGUGUAGGCAUUGCCCGUAUAUCAACACCCGCAUCCACGGCGUCCUGACCCACUACCAGAAGCGACACCCGUCCAUCAAGGUGACCGCCGAGGACUUUGUGCAUGACGUGGAGCAAUCUGCCGACAUAGCCCAGAAUGACGUGGAGGAGACGAGCAGGAUCUUCAAGCAAGGGUAUGGCGCCUACCGCUGCAAACUGUGUCCGUACACGCAUGGCACUUUGGAGAAACUCAAAAUCCACUAUGAGAAGUAUCACAAUCAGCCUGAAUUUGAUGUCUUUUCCCCGUCACCCCCGAAGCUGCCGGUCUCCCUCGAGCCCGAGAUAACCACUGAAGUGAGCCCCUCCCAAGUCUCCAUCACCGAGGAGGAGGUGGGAGAGGAGCCCCUGUCCACUUCUCACUUCUCUACCUCGCACCUGGUCUCCCACACUGUGUUCCGGUGCCAGCUCUGUAAGUACUUCUGCUCCACGAGGAAGGGGAUCGCCAGGCACUACCGCAUCAAGCACAACAACGUCCGAGCCCAGCCAGAGGGCAAGAACAACCUCUUCAAGUGUGCCCUGUGUGCCUACACCAACCCCAUCCGCAAAGGGCUGGCGGCCCACUACCAGAAGCGCCACGAUAUUGAUGCGUAUUACACCCACUGCCUGGCAGCCUCCAGGACCAUCAGCGACAAGCCCAACAAGGUGAUCAUCCCGUCACCCCCCAAGGACGACUCCCCGCAGCUCAGCGAGGAACUCCGGCGGGCAGUGGAGAAGAAAAAGUGCUCCCUGUGCUCCUUCCAGUCCUUCAGCAAGAAGGGCAUCGUGUCCCAUUACAUGAAGCGCCACCCGGGGGUGUUCCCAAAGAAGCAGCACGCCAGCAAGCUGGGGGGCUACUUCACCGCCGUCUACGCCGACGAGCACGAGAAGCCGAUGCUGAUGGAAGAGGAGGAGAGAGGCAGCUUCGAGAAAGCCGAGGUGGAGGGAAGCGAAGCUCAGGAAAUCGAGUGGCUCCCGUUCCGCUGCAUCAAAUGCUUCAAGCUGUCCUUCAGCACGGCGGAGCUGCUGUGCAUGCAUUACACUGACCACCACAGUCGGGACCUGAAGAGGGACUUCAUCAUCCUGGGCAGCGGCCCCCGCUUGCAGAACUCCGCCUACCAGUGUAAGCACUGCGAUAGCAAACUGCAGAGCACCGCCGAGCUGACCUCACACUUGAACAUUCACAAUGAGGAAUUCCAGAAGCGUGCCAAACGUCAGGAGAGGAGGAAACAGCUUUUGAGCAAGCAGAAAUAUGCAGAUGGUGCUUUUGCAGAUUUCAAACAAGAGAGGCCUUUUGGUCACUUAGAAGAGGUGCCAAAGAUCAAGGAGAGGAAGGUGGUGGGCUACAAGUGUAAGUUCUGUGUGGAAGUGCACCCGACGCUCCGAGCCAUCUGUAAUCACCUCCGGAAACACGUCCAGUACGGCAGUGUCCCAGCCGUGUCAGCCGCCGUGAAGCAGGAGGCUGAAGACCCUUCCCACUUGUUCCUGGAUGGAUUGGAAGCAGCCAAAGAUGCCAGUGGUGCCCUGGUGGACCGGGUGGAUGGUGAACACUGCUUGCUUGAUGGAAUGUUGGAGGAUGAAACCCGGCCGGGGGGAUACCAUUGUAGUCAAUGUGACAGAGUCCUGAUGUCCAUGCAGGGGCUGCGUUCUCAUGAGAGGAGCCAUCUGGCCCUGGCCAUGUUUACCCGCGAGGACAAGUACAGCUGCCAGUAUUGCUCCUUUGUUUCUGCUUUCAGGCACAAUUUGGAUCGCCAUAUGCAAACCCACCACGGACACCAUAAACCGUUCCGAUGCAAACUCUGCUCCUUCAAGUCCUCCUAUAACAGCCGGCUGAAGACACAUAUACUCAAAGCUCAUGCUGGUGAACAUGCCUACAAGUGUUCUUGGUGCUCCUUUUCCACCAUGACAAUCAGCCAGUUGAAGGAACACUCCCUCAAGGUCCACGGAAAAGCCCUGACCCUCCCCAGGCCACGAAUUGUCAGUCUCCUCUCCUCACACGCCCACCACUCCUCUCAAAAAGCUGCCCCGGCUGAAGAAGUAGAAGACUCCAAUGACUCGUCCUACUCGGAGCCUCCAGAUGUCCAGCAGCAGUUGAACCACUAUCAGUCUGCUGCCCUGGCGAGGAACAACAGCCGUGUAAGCCCUGUGCCUCUUUCUGGGGCUGCCGGGAGCGCUGAGCAGAAAACCGAAGCUGUUCUUCACUGCGAAUUCUGUGAAUUCUCCUCUGGCUACAUCCAGAGCAUCAGGCGCCAUUACAGGGACAAGCACGGUGGGAAGAAGCUCUUCAAGUGCAAAGACUGUUCCUUUUACACAGGCUUUAAAUCUGCGUUCACUAUGCACGUGGAAGCCGGGCAUUCGGCGGUUCCUGAGGAGGGCCCCAAAGAUCUCCGCUGUCCUCUCUGCCUCUAUCACACCAAAUACAAACGGAACAUGAUCGACCACAUCGUGCUGCAUCGAGAGGAGCGCGUUGUCCCCAUUGAAGUGUGCCGGUCCAAACUCUCCAAAUACUUGCAGGGAGUAGUUUUCCGCUGCGAUAAGUGUACCUUCACCUGCUCCAGCGACGAGAGCCUCCAGCAGCACAUCGAAAAGCACAACGAACUGAAACCCUACAAAUGCCAGCUCUGCUACUACGAGACCAAGCACACGGAGGAGCUGGACAGCCACCUUCGGGACGAGCAUAAGGUAAGCCGUAACUUUGAGCUGGUUGGACGGGUUAACUUGGAUCAGCUGGAACAGAUGAAGGAGAAGAUGGAGAGCUCCAGCAGUGAAGACGAGGACAAGGAAGAAGAAAUGAACAGCAAGGCUGAUGACAGAGAUCUGAUGAGAUUUUCUGACCGUGGGGCUGCUCUUAACACCGAGAAGCGUUUUCCGUGUGAAUUUUGCGGACGGGCGUUUUCACAGGGCUCUGAGUGGGAACGGCACGUGCUGAGACACGGCAUGGCGUUGAAUGACACCAAGCAGGUGAGCAGAGAUGAAAUCCACCUGAAAGAGAACAUGGAGGACAGUAUUAAGAUGCCCUCCCUAGAGGAGAAAGAAGAUGACGAGGCAAUCGGAAUAGACUUUUCCCUAAAGAAUGAAACAGUAGCCAUCUGUGUAGUAGCUGCUGACAAAUCUCUCCUGGAGAAUGCAGAGGCCAAAAACGAAUAAGCAUUUGGUGAAAUUCUUAAUCAAACCUUACUUGAACCGUGAUGAAAAAGUGGGAGGGCCAGCUGGGGCUGAGAAGGGGGGGACAGAGAAGAGAAGACAGAACAAAGCUGCUUUUUAGGACUGAACAAUCUAUUUUCAAAGCACUGGUACCUGUGUGAAUGAGUAUGUAAAUUAAAGUUAUUUAAAUGGUUGGAAUAUGUGGCUCCUUUUCCAUCACUACGUCUUUUCUUCCGGAUCUUCAUCAUGGAAGUUGUCACUUGUCGCGGAAUACGGAAGCACGUGCCAUGCACACAUUGUGCUCUGUGGCGGUCUUGGACAGAAUGUGGAAACGAAGCUCCGUGACGGUAAAGACUUCUCUUAGGGGAACAACUUUUUGACGCACAACUUUCGGUGCGUUUUUCUAGUUUUAAUACCUUAAGCUUUUUUCAAGACCUAACUGCAGCCGCUUUGGGAAAAAACAAAAAACAAAAAAAACAAAAACAGAAAACAAAAAACUGCUUUGCAUAAAACAGUCACCUGUUUCCUAGUACCUCAAACUUAACCAAGGGAAAUUCUCUGCAUUUGUCAGUACUACCUGCCGUCCUUGUGGUUAAAUGUAGAGAACUGCUGGGCAAGAUGGUGAAUGGAGAAAAAAAAAGAGUUUUAAAGAAAGGAACACAAAUUGUGCUUAAAAUCCCCAUGUGGGUUUUAUUUCUUAAAAUACUGUGAUUUUUUUAAUUAUUUUAGUAAAAAACAAAACAAAAAAAAGAAACAGACUUUAAUUAUUAGAUAACUGUUUGUGAAUUGUCAUCCUUUACUCCAGGUAAGCUGUUUAUUAGUGUUCAACUAUAAUUUAGAAUUUGAUAGAUUCAUGUGAGCUAAUUUUAAGGUGACUGUGGAGUUUUGUUUGCCACACGUUUAUUUUCUAUCAAUUUGAGUGUUACAAACACAGCACAAUUCAGUUUUUCAUAUAAAUUGUUUUUUGUGUGUGUGUUGUUCUUGUGUUUUAAUUUGGGGGCAAGGGAGAUUUCGUUUUUUUUGUGAAUAGGAAUGUUUUUAUUUUAAACAUGGAAAUAACAAAGAAGUUAAUUUUCUUUUUUUUUUUUUAAUUUAACUAAAGAACCAAACUUUUCGGCACAGCUAUGCAGCUUGUGGGCCAGACAAGGAAGUCCUCUCCACCCUUUUGAUGCUUGUCCAAUUUACACAUUCUCCGUCUCACACAAAUAAUUUCUGUUAGGAUGGGCUGGCUUUUGUGUGUGGUUUUAAAAUCUGUGUUCUUUUUUGUUUGCCUUGUGUUUGGGGGGGGUCUCAUUUAUUUUGGGGGACAAGGGGAUGUGCUAGAAUCCCAUCCCUUUGGUGAGAGUGGACAAGAAAUACUUAUAUCCUACAAGGAGCCUGGAGAACUACUUUUUUUUUUUUUCAAUCUAGCUGCCAGCUGCCCUGUUUCCCCUUAUUAGCUUUUUCAGGAGGGAGCAGCUUAGACUACCCUAAGUCUACAUCUAUAAUAUGUUCUGAUUGUGAACAAAGGGUUUCGUUCCAAAAAGUAGAAAAGAACUUUCCUUGAAGCCUAGGUUUUAGAAGCCUGUGUGUGCGUGCGCUUGGAUGUGUGUGUGUGUGUCUGUGGAUUUGUGCGUGUGUGAGUCCUUUGGUUUUCAUGUUUUGUUUUUUUUUUUUACUUGGAAGGGUUGGGGGGGGGGGAGGGAAGAAAGGGAAAGGGGAAUUGCUGAGAUGACAGUGUCCCACACAGCUUCAAAUAAAAUCCAUGGAAAGAUAUUGCAUUUGUGGAAUAAGUGCUUACUUGAAAAGCAUGUUCUUCUUUUAUUUUCUUGCUGUUAAGACUUUUUAUUUGUAGGGAGUUUGUUUUAAUUUAAUUUUUUUUUUUUUAGGGAUGGGGGCCAUCAUGUGGAAACCAGAAAAUGGGGAAAGUGUGAACUAUCUAAACAAAGAUUCAUUUUGUGUCCAUAUUUGUUUUUAAUUGGCCUCAUUUCAAAUGUAUUAAACAGUUCCAUACCUGGAUUGGGUGUUCGUAAUGGUUACCAAAAACAAACAAAAAAAAGAGAAAAAAAAAGAAAGAAAAAAGAAAAAAAAAGAAAAUAAUUGUGACAUGCUUUUAUCACUACUUUAUUUUUCAAAUAACAUGUAAAUAUUGUAAUCCAUUGGAUUUUGUUUUGCUAACCUGUUAAUAAAAAUAUGGGACCAUUAUCCUUUUAACAAGGCUAGAAUGUCAUUUUUUUCUUUUUUCGAACAUAUACCUGAUAUUUUGUGGCCGCACAUUUUGAAUGCAUUAUUAUAAUUCUGUUGACUGUAAUGACAUAGAAUUUACAACUUUUUUUUGUUUAAUUUAUACAGAGGACUUUUUUUUCAGAGCUUGAGAGAAGAAAAUAAAUAACAAAAUGAUAACCUAUUGACUCCAAUAAUCAGUGUUUCCCAAUACUUGAUAAAAGAUAGGGAGAUUCUGAGUUCUUGAAGCCAAGGGUUUAAAAAAACAACAAAAAACACACAAGUAGGUUAUUCAAGUUGUUUGCAACAUACAUUUUGUAAUGAA